UCCAAUGACCUUCCCGGCAAGCAAAAGGAGGAGGAAAGAUAGCAGCAGCGGUCCAAGCAUCGAUAUGGCCGCCACAGCAAACAGCAGCGAGAUUAACCGGAAGGCCGCCGUUGCUGCGAAUCCGGCUCCCGGAGCAAGAAAGACAGAGGCAGGAGCGAAGCAUGACAUCUCCUCUGUGGUAAUGGUUGAGGUUCCCCAAGGAUUCUCUUUCACACAGGCAGCGUGCAGCUACGGGUACUUCGUCGUCCCACCCAACCUCUGGCAACGGUGCGAGAGCGGGCCGGGACUCAGUGAUUCGGGCACGUUCAACCGCCCGCUCAGGUUCGGCGAGCGCUUGGUAAACACGGCAAGAUGUACCAUAUCUCUUGUCCCGGCAUGCGGGCAAGUGUCGAAUCCCAAGCAAGGUUCGGGAGGAGACCAACAGGCCAUGGCACUAAGGGUGGACGUGGUUUCUGCGGAGGCGUUGACAGAGUCCGAUCAAGAGGAUAUUCGUGCGCAAGUUGUGAGGAUGUUUCAGACUACCAUCGACCUGGCACCGUGGUUCCGUCUUCACCCUGAGGCGAAGAAGCGAGGCUACGGCCGGCUUUUCCGCUCGCCUACAGUCUUCGAGGACAUGGUCAAGAGCAUCACGGGAUGCAACAUGAAGUUCGGGGGAACCAUUCGCAUGAACAAGUUGCUGUGCGAGGAGUUUGGGCGAUCCGGGGCUUUCCCUACUCCUGAGGACCUGGAAAACGUGCAGGAGGAAGACCUCAAGGAGAAAGCCAAAGUGGGCUACCGCGCCGGCCGCAUCCUGAGGCUGGCAGAGAGCUUCCGGGACGGAUCCGUUGACCCCGCCUGGCUGGAGGCACCCGAACGGACGAGGGAAGAAGUGCUGAAGUUUGUCAAGGCCCUGUACGGCUUUGGGGACUACGCGGCGGGGAACGUGGCGAUGUUGCUGGGCUUCUACGAGGAUAUCCCGAUGGAUAGUGAAACCGUCCGGCACUUCAAGGACUAUCACGGUGUAACGACCAAGAAUGUGAAGGAGGUGGCGCCAAGGGUAAAGAAGGAGUACGAGAAGUACGCUCCUUACCAGUUCCUUCAAUACUGGUAUGAGAUGAUAACGUGGCACGAGAAGAAGCGAGGCUUGGAGGUCCAUCUGUGGAACGCGAGUGAAUUUUCCUUCUGAUUGUCACUGCGUUUCGAUGCUGUGCCCUGAGAUCUAUCUGGCGAGGUGCGUGUGCCACACGGAACCGGGUGUCCAGUUGGAAUGCUGGGGUCGAAUUUCAACCGGUUGGGGCGUCCCGAGCAUCUGGAUUUCCGUACAGGAGAAGAGAAGACCAGCACUCGGUUUGUUGACGAUUUCCGCUAGAAUUCCGAAGGGAACCGCACGCGGUAACGCAAUCACACUCCGUCUCACAGAUAGAGCAGAGGAAGUGUGAUGUUGUUAGGCCAGACGGCGGAGGAGCCAGCCGUAUUGAGGGCAACGUUACGCGCCUGCCUCGAAGACGCUGGCGACCGCCACCAUUGUUGAACCAAGGCCAGGCAGUCCGGAACUCGUCAGGAUGCCGUGACGCUCAUGCCGAUUCUCAAGCUGAAGGUAGAGAGGAGCAAAAAGUAGGCGGUGGUGCCGUGAGUUGAAAACAGUCUAAAACAAAUAGGUAUUGUGGAGAGGAAACUACAGUGUUUUAAUCAUGGUGGUGAUGCAGAUGCGAAACUCUAUCAAACCGAUAGACGAGCGAAACGCUGCGAAACCGAUAGAAAUCGACAAGAUGUGUUGAGGCAUGGCGCAGCCGUUGAGCAGGGAUGCGAAGGGUUGGAGGCAGUUGACGAAGGGUUUGCGGCAGCGGGAAACAACUUGGUGUGUCAACUUGGUUGUGUCUGGGGUGUGUUUAACAUCCCACGCUGCCAGAACCAAGGUCAAAGAAGAAUUGAAGAAACAGCUAUUGUCGCCGUUCGGAGAUGUAGAUAUGGAUACUCCGCGUUGCGCCAUGAACAUGGAGAAGGCGAGAAAAGAGUUAGCGAUGCAUUUUUUGUUGCUGUUCGGAGGUGUAGGUAGGGUGCUCCGAGUCGCGCCAUGACCAUGGCGAUUGCCUCCCUUUGUCUGUUGUGCCCUUGGCACCGGUGGUCCGCAAUCGGCGACGGCAGCAAGGGAGACCGACGUUUUCGCGAACCGUGCCAGAUGUUGCAAGUGUAUCGCCGUCCAGGCGGUUGAGGUAGUCGAGGAAGUGACAGGACGUCUUUGUUGGGUGGUUUGUUGAGGUCGGCCAACAUCACCGGAAAGAGGAGAUGUCGCACGUGACAGGGCUUCGUAUGAGGCCGCCUUGUCCAUCCUACUUCCCAGCAGACUCCGCAUGUCGAGAAAGAUAUUCCGCCUUUGUUUGUCCCGGGCUACGAUAGAUGAUGAACUUAACAUCGGGCGUCUUUUUGUUACAAACUCCCUGUUGGUGAUGCCGA
Messenger RNA from Ectocarpus siliculosus, 2433 nucleotides. Lineage: Eukaryota; Phaeophyceae; Ectocarpales; Ectocarpaceae. The record is from the annotation of a GenBank genome assembly.